This is a messenger RNA of Zingiber officinale, 3033 nucleotides long. Its product is annotated as RGS domain-containing serine/threonine-protein kinase A-like. NCBI's taxonomy places the organism in Eukaryota, Viridiplantae, Streptophyta, Magnoliopsida, Zingiberales, Zingiberaceae. Gene Ontology annotation, biological process: protein phosphorylation; regulation of DNA-templated transcription. Gene Ontology annotation, molecular function: ATP binding; protein kinase activity. The record is from RefSeq and is a predicted model, not a curated record. The coding region runs from base 236 to 2539 and encodes 767 amino acids. The transcript is spliced from 13 exons.
AAGGAAAGGAAAGAAAAGGCAAAAAAGGGAAAGGAAAUGAAAAGAACCCACACAAGGCAACAGCGCCAGCCAUCAAGCGCACGGAGAGAGAAAUUGAGAUCACAAGAUUGGAAAAGGAGGCAUCUUUGAUCCGAAAGGAGACGUCUUUCAGCGGAAACCCACUCUUCGCCACCCGUAGAUUUCGUCAAGACCCUCGCUUUACUUCCGCCGCUACCGCCAGGAGCUGCCUUGGGGAAUGGAGAUCCCCGCGGAGGAGCUGCUAAAGAAGAUCCAGGAGCUGGAGGCCGGCCACGCCCAUCUGAAGCAGGAGAUGUCCAAGUUGGCGCUCGCGGAAGGCGGCGUGCGCCGAUCGGACCGCGGCCGGUCCCACUCGGUCUCGCCGCAGCGGACGGUGCCGCCGCCGCGGAGGAGGAAUAGCGGAAUCGGCAUCGAGGGUUCCGCGGCGGGCUGGGCGAGGGGAUCCAGUUCCUUUGGGAACUCCUCGAGGCUGCAGCGGGAGAGUCGGGGGCCGAGCUGCUCCACCGGUGGCGGCCCGGCUGGGGUCAGGCUGUCGGAGAGGCAGUACCUAAACAUUUUGCAGUCGAUGGGGCAGUCUGUUCAUAUUUUCGAUCUUCAGGGCCGGAUAAUCUAUUGGAACCGGUCAGCAGAAGAACUUUAUGGCUACACUGCAUCUGAAGCACUUGGUCAGAAUGCUAUUGAGCUACUUGUUGAUGCUCAUGAUUUCAACAUUGCUAGGAACAUAGUUCAGCGUGUAAACAUGGGGCAGAGCUGGAAAGGAAAGUUCCCUGUGAAGAACAAACUCGGAGAACAAUUUCUAACUAUUUCCACAAACACCCCCUUUUACGAUGAUGAUGGUAGCUUGGUCGGUGUUAUUUGUGUUUCAAGUGAUUCUCGAUCUUUUCAGGAUUCAACAUAUCCUUCAACCUUUAGCAAUUCAAAAGCUUCUAUCAGUGGCACUGCAAGAAAAAGUGAUAUUCAUAAUGGUGGUUUGGACCCUCAACAACCCCUCCAAGUUGCAAUUGCAUCCAAAAUUACCAAUCUGGCUUCUAAAGUAACAAAUAAAGUUCGUUCUCGAAUGAAGCAAGGCGAAAAUAAUAUGGAACGUGAAAUUGCAACCAAGGAUAGCCAGUGUUCUGAUCGUGACACAAUGUCAACAGACCAUAAGGAAGAUGGUGUUUCGAGUGGUGCUAGCACUCCAAGAGGAGAGGUACUACCAUGUGACUUUGGAGAGACUUCCGCUGUCAUAGAGGAAAAGUCUCCUGGCAAAGCAUCCAAGGUGAAUAAUGAUGAAGAUGAAGGAAAAGCUGGCAUCUACAAGAUUAUAAGCAAGACAGAGGCAUUAUUUGCCAAUAAGAGUAUAUUAUGGCCAUGGAAGGGAAAUGAGCAGGAUGCUACUAAUUCAAAGACCCGCUUUGUCUGGCCAUGGUUGCAUAGCAAUCAAGAAAAUGCAUACAAUCACUCUAAAGCUUCUGAGUCUUGUAUGAAAUUAGAAAGUCAAAUGACUGAAAACUAUCGGACAGGAAAUAAUGAAGCUUCAGGAUCUUGGUCUUCUCUUAAUGUCAAUAGCACAAGUAGCAUUAGUAGCUGUGGGAGCACCAGCAGCAGUGCCCUCCACAAAGUGGAUACAGAUACAGACUGCUUAGAUUAUGAGAUCUUAUGGGAAGAUCUUACAAUUGGUGAACAAAUAGGUCAAGGUUCUUGUGGAACUGUAUAUCAUGCUUUAUGGUAUGGCUCGGAUGUGGCAGUUAAAGUGUUUUCAAAGCAGGAAUACACGGAUGAUGUGAUACUUUCCUUUAGGCAAGAGGUGUCACUGAUGAAGAGGCUGCGGCAUCCAAAUAUACUACUUUUCAUGGGUGCAGUAACCUGUUCUCAACGUCUUUGCAUUGUGACAGAAUUUCUUCCUCGUGGGAGUUUAUUUCGUCUGCUGCAAAGAAGCAAUGCAAGGAUGGACUGGAGACGACGCAAUCACAUGGCUCUAGAUAUUGCAAGGGGAAUGAAUUAUCUUCACCAUUCCAACCCUCCUAUCAUCCAUCGCGAUUUGAAGUCAUCAAAUUUGUUGGUUGACAAGAAUUGGACUGUGAAGGUUGGUGAUUUUGGUCUUUCACGUUUAAAGCAUGAAACUUAUUUGACAACCAAAACUGGGAAAGGAACGCCACAAUGGAUGGCUCCAGAAGUUCUUCGAAAUGAACCUUCAGACGAAAAGUCAGAUGUUUAUAGCUUCGGGGUGAUACUAUGGGAACUUGUCACUGAGAAAAUCCCUUGGGAGAAUCUCAAUUCAGUGCAGGUUAUUGCAGCUGUAGGAUUUAUGAAUCAGAGGUUGGAUUUACCAGGAGAUUUGGACCCACAAUGGCUUUCCAUCAUCAAAAGUUGUUGGCAUAGUGAACCGAAAUCACGACCAACCUUCCAAGAACUUGUAGAAAGGUUCAAAGACAUGCAAAAACAACAUGCGAUGCAGUCUCACUUGCAACGUGCUUCAGCUGGCGAAAAUGCACCACUCGCCGCAAGAGUAGGCUCUCAAGAGAGAAAUGAGCCUGAUUGAUCGAUGACCAUCAAGCACUUUUUGUCCAACCUCAUUCCAGUAUCCAAGUUGUCCCUUAGGAGCACAGUUUGUUUGCCCUUGCAAUUAGUGACAGCUUCAUACAAUCAAAGAAUGUAGCUAGCUACAAAUUGCUCUCGUUGCAGAAAUGCUUCUGAUUUCUGUCUGAGGUUCUCGUAAACGAAAGAAGAUCUGCAUCAAUGGGGACUGAGGCCGUGACAAGAUCAGGGGGAAAAUGUGAGUUCUUAGGGCAUGUGAUGUGAAAUCAAAGCUCCAUCGAGUCGUCCAACUGCUGUGUUCUUUUUACCGGAAAAAGGGUUCACUGGUUUCGUUGUACAUAAUUGCGAAUGCAUCUCUUUGCAGUUGUUAAUCCUUGCACUCGGUAUCUUUUGGUUUUCACUUGAAUGAAGUUUGUGUUUACUGAUAUGAACAGUGGAUCAACCCAUUUUAUGUCAAUCUGAUCUUCUUUUUGCUUAAAUGGAAAUUUUAUUACUUAA